Molecule: messenger RNA, 1112 nt
Organism: Oryza sativa Japonica Group (Japanese rice)
Lineage: Eukaryota; Viridiplantae; Streptophyta; Magnoliopsida; Poales; Poaceae
Source: RefSeq, a predicted model, not a curated record
AUAGCUUUCGCCGUGUUGCGAGGAAAGAAAAAAACAACUUGGACACGAGUGGCUGUCGUGCAAAAGGGGCCCAGCCCUCUACACUCAACUAACCGUAGCCGGAGGCCGCCUCGCCCGCCGUCGCGUCGCAGCAGGCAGCCAGAAUGCCCACCUCGCUCCUCCCCACCACCUCCGGCGGCGGGCACCUCUGCCCCUCACCGCCUCCGUCUCGCCGCCGACGAUUCUGCCAGGUCGCCGCCGCGGCGGGUGGAAUCGGCCGCCGCGCCGUCUCCCUCGCCGGCGUCGCCUCCUGGCUCACCGCCACUGCUGCCGGCCGGGCAGACGCGAGCCCGUUUGACAAAUACGUCAAGAAGAAGAAGCUGGAGCCAUUGGAGACCUACGUUCCGGCAGUACUGUUGACUCAGGACCAAUUCAGGGAUCUAGAGAAGUCAUUAGAAUUUGAGAAGCCAAGAUAUGAUGAGAGCAGAUCAUUACUUCGUUCUGGUCCAGCAUCUUCUCUGCGUAUCAAUAUUCGAGCAGUGGCGCAGUAUGCUUCUAGCAGUGGUCAAGGCAAAGCUGCCUCUGAUGCAGUGGACGAAUGCUUACGAGCAUUGGAAGAUCUUGACUCACUGCUACUACAAGCAUCACGGAACAACCCAUCAGCGUCUGUCGAUGUCAUGAGGAGCAAAAUCAGUGUAGCCCUUGGAGCUUUAGACAACCUCCUUCAGACUGUGCCAUCAGCAGUGCUGGACAAAGGGAAGGCCAUUGCCGAUGCAUACCGGACUCCUACGGAUGAUUAUGAAAUGGGCGAUGCAACAGAGUUGGAUCCAAGAUUGAAACAACUACAGGAUAUUCUUUGAUGCUGAAUUUGUUAACACAUACUGAAAGUUUUGUCAAUGUGACUGUACUAUAUGUGAAUUGUGAAGUGAAGUAUAGUUUGUACUUCUUGCCAUUGCCGAUGCAUACCGGACUCCUGCGGAUGAUUAUGAAAUGGGUGAUGCAACAGAGUUGGAUCCAAGAUCGAAACAACUACAGGAUAUUCUUUGAUGCUGAAUUUGUUAACACAUACAGAAAGUUUUGUCAAUGUGACUGUACAAUAUGUGAAGUUAAACAUAGUUUGUACUUCUUGCAAA